This is a messenger RNA of Oppiella nova, 876 nucleotides long. The record is from the annotation of a GenBank genome assembly. NCBI's taxonomy places the organism in Eukaryota, Metazoa, Arthropoda, Arachnida, Sarcoptiformes, Oppiidae.
AUACUUCAUUGGUUUGAUCUGAAAUUUCUGAUCAAUUUGUGUGAAUUCAAUGAAAUCCGAGAUUUAAGGCAAAUGUUUAAACAAAAGAAAUACAAGAAAUGCGAUCAUUUGGGUCUCAAUGGAGCGAAAAAGUUUGGAUCCAAUUUGUCUUUGUUUUCAAACAAUGAUAAUCACAAAAAUGGCAAUAAAUAUGGUUCAACACAAUCAUUGGCAUCCAAUCAAACGACUCCGAAGAAUAAGCACAGAUAUCAGUCCAAUAAAGAUAUCGUCGAAACUGUAAAACUCCAAAAGAUUUCACAUCUAAGUCAAAGUCGAAUACAAGAGUUUAAGACAUUAGCCAAUGGCGUGAAGGCAAUUGUGGCACAGUUUGGCCACUCCUCAAGACUUGAGAACUUCUGGGAACUCGUUUGCAAUCAAAUGAGAGCCAAUGGCUAUAAAAACUACUCAGUCCUCACCACUAGGAACGUGUUCACGGAGUAUGUCUGCGAUUAUUACUCUCUGAAAGAUAUUAUCCCAAUAGCUUGGGCUCACAGCGCCUUCAUUCAGCAUUUAGAGGAUUCCGAUAAUGAAGUGUUGAAAAAGUUAUUGAAAAUCUUGAACGAUAACGCAAACAUAUCUCUUGUCAAUGAAAAUCCUUACCACAAUCCGUCUAAUCGGAUUGAGUUUAUGAGGCGUCGGAAUGCAUACCUCGACACCGAGGCCUCCGUUUAUGUCUCCAAAGCACUCCUCUGUGACGAUAACCCAAACAUUUUAAUACAUAUGGCAAACAAUAUAUGGAACACUCAGAAACACCUGGCUAUGGCCUCGUCCAAGACAAUCACUGACUCCUAUUUUGUGUCCACUAUUUCAAGACUAAAUAACUGGUAUUAUGAAUAA